Molecule: messenger RNA, 3687 nt
Organism: Aedes albopictus (Asian tiger mosquito)
Lineage: Eukaryota; Metazoa; Arthropoda; Insecta; Diptera; Culicidae
Product: transcription termination factor 2
Exons: 6
Coding region: 173-3409 (1078 amino acids)
Biological process (GO): DNA repair
Cellular component (GO): nucleus
Molecular function (GO): protein binding; ATP-dependent chromatin remodeler activity; ATP hydrolysis activity
Source: RefSeq, a predicted model, not a curated record
ACGUUGUUUUGUCGGCAUAAACAGAAUUCAAAAGUUUUGCGCUAGUUUUCGUGUCCGUUCCCGUUGCCAAGGACGUUGUGAGUGUUUUUCGCAACAAUUUUGUGCAUUUUACGGUGUUUUUCUAGUGUUUCUUUAGUGAAUUUUGUGUGAAUAGUCCACUGCUACCGUCGUGAUGUCCGAGUGUGAUGAUAUUUUUGCGGACAACUCAUCCGAGGGAACCGAUUAUAUGUCCUCCAGCAGCCGCCAGGAUCCGCAGGAAUCGAUUAUGAUCGAAGAGACGGACACCGAAGUGGACGAUGAAGAGGACGAGGAGGAGAAAGUCAUCCGAGAACGGAUAAAGAAGCGUCAAAGCCGACGAAUGUCCUUUCAUCCGCGGCAGACAAGUUCGGAUGUCAGCUCCGAUGAGAACGAGGACAACGAGGAAGGAGAAGUGACCAUAGCUAGCGAUGGAGACACUAGUGAGGAGGAAAGGUUGAAUGAAAGUCGAGCAUUGUCGCCAGCCACCCGGUUGAGUUUGUCCGGAAUUCGGCCACCGGAUCUCAACGAAGAUGACGAUGACGGCGAUGAUGAUGAUGAUGAGGUUGUGGUGGGACGGAAAAAUAAACGGAACGUACUGAUAUCCGACGAUGAAGAUGAAGUCGUACAGGAGAAGGGUGAUUCCUUCGACGAUAGUCUUCCGUUGCGAAGUUUUAACGCAGAAGGUAGUUCCGCUAGCCCCAAACUGUCGUCAACUGGUUACUCGCAUGAUGGUCACGAGGAAUCCGUUUCGAAAGGUCGAUUGUCUCGUGAUGUGAGAAUGUCGAUCGAAACUAAAUUGUCCUCCACGGGUUUGGAGCCCAGAACCGAGGAGGGCGCCAAUCGAAGCGAUAGCGAUCCAUCGUCGCUUGUGAUCAUGGAGAAGUCGUCGGAGGAAGUAUUGUCCCUGUCCAGUGAUGAUGAGCAGCCGGUCAAAAUUAAACCCCUAGUGCAGCCGACCAUCAAGGCAGCUCUCGCAAAACAACGAGUAUCGCAGAAGUUCUACGACAGCAAAGUCAGAGAACUGGCAGAUCUGCAGAAGAAGCACGAAAAAAUGGGAAACCUGUCCAAGCUGAACAUCAAUCUGCCGGACAAGGGAGUCGGAUUGCAGAAGGCAAAGCAGAAUCUGGAGAAAGAAAUAGCCAAUAUGAAGGGUGAGCUUGCCAGCAUGGAAGUGCACGACUCACGAGGAAUCCGCGAUGAGAUUCAGAAAAGUUUCGAAAGUUCCGUCGAUGCCAGUGGUAGGAUAGUGCUGGAUAGUGCCAACAGUUCCGUUGCCAGCAACAACGGCAGCAUGCAAUCGGCAGGCAACGAUCGGAAAUCGAACAACAAUAACAACCAGGUGGUCAACAUUUCGUGGGACGACAUUCAGAAGGAGGUUGACAAGAUUCAACCGAAGCAUACCGGGAAGCAGGGCAUAGCGACUUUUGAAACGCAGAAAACGAUCACCAUUGACCGGUUGGCAACGUUGCAUAAAUCCAUCGAGGGAUGUCCCAGCGAGGACACCUUGGCCGAUCCUCCGAAGCUGUUGCGAAUCGAACUGAUGGACCACCAGAGGCACGCUCUGGCUUGGAUGCUUUGGCGUGAGAGCCUCAAACCGAGGGGAGGUAUUCUGGCGGACGAUAUGGGGCUGGGAAAAACACUGAGCAUGAUUUCGUUAAUAUUGAAAAAGGCAGAACUGGAAGAUCCGGAUCAAGAAGAGGAAGAAUCCAGCGAUGACGAAGAGCAGGAGGACAAUGGUUGGACAGUGAAGGGAAGACGCGAUUACUUUGCUGGUGGGACGUUGAUUAUAUGUCCGGCUUCAUUGAUGAGACAGUGGGAAGGAGAAAUCAAAAAUAGAGUAGCCAGGAACAGCUUGGCCGUCAAUGUUUAUCAUGGAACAAACAGAGACGUGAAGCCGCGGCAUCUGGCGAAGUAUGAUGUGCUGAUCACGACCUACAAUAUCGCUUCCCGCGAAGCCAAAUCCGAGCGAAGUGGCAUCUUUGGCGUUAACUGGGAAAGGAUAAUAUUGGAUGAAGCACAUAUGAUCCGAAACCAUAAGAGUGCCAUGUCGGAGGCUUGUUGUCGUCUGAGGGGUCGGUUCCGAUGGGUUCUCACUGGAACUCCCAUACAAAACAAAGAAAUGGACAUGUACGCACUGUUGAAGUUCCUUCGUUGUACUCCGUUCGAUGAUUUGAAUCAUUGGAAAAAAUGGAUCGACAACAAGACUGCCGGCGGAAUGGCCCGACUGCAGACGAUUAUGAAAUCUCUAAUGCUGCGUAGAACUAAGAAACAGUUACAGGAAAAGGGAUCUCUGCAAUGCCUUCCGGAGAAGAAUGUCGAACUCGUUGAAGUGACGUUAGAGAAAGAUGAAAUGAACGUUUACCAAAAGGUGUUGCUGUACUCCCGGACGCUCUUCGGUCAAUUCCUGCACCAACGGGCGGAAAAAGAUCACGAUGGGUUCAUGGGUACACAACGGCGUAACAUUCCGACUUUUGAACAAAACCGUCUCCCGAACAUGGCAUUCGAUCGGGUUCACCAGAAACUGAAGCAGAUGCAUGCCAACGAUGAAGUAAAGCAGUUUCAAAUCUUGGUUUUGCUGCUACGACUUCGCCAGAUCUGCUGCCAUCCGGGAUUGAUCCACCAGAUGCUUGAGGACGAUGACGGAAACUUCGAUCUUAGCACGGUUGAAGAUGAAAAUGCUCAAGAGCUCGAUUUGCUGGCUCAGUUGAACAAGCUCAAACUCACGGACAAUCCAUCGGACGCGGUUGAGAGUGAGGCGCGCGUUGAACUUGAUAUCAGUGGAAAUUCGUCACAGGACGCGGCCGCCAUUACGAAGGCGUCCUCGAAAGUGAUGCUCCGGUCCAAUCCGGUGUUCGACCUCACGAGAAUGAGCUCGAAAAUCGCACGGUUACUGCAGCUGCUGGACGAGAAAAUCCUAAACAGCGAUGACAAGGCGGUGAUAGUGUCGCAAUGGAGCAGCGUGCUGGAUAUUGUGGCGCAUCAUUUAAGCUCCAAGCGGGUGCGGUACGUAUCGUUGACUGGCAAGGUGCCGGUCAAAUUUCGGAACGAUAUCGUCACGGAUUUCAACAAGCAAGGAAGCGGUCCGAAGGUGAUGUUACUUUCGCUGACUGCUGGCGGAGUUGGGUUGAAUCUCGUUGGUGCCAAUCAUUUGCUGCUUUUGGAUUUGCACUGGAAUCCUCAGCUGGAGGCGCAAGCUCAGGAUCGUGUAUAUCGAGUUGGGCAGAAGAAGACGGUCUUUGUGUGGAAAUUCAUGUGCGUCGAAACGGUGGAGCAAGCGAUCCGAGGUCUCCAGGAGAAGAAAAUCGGAAUUGCCAACGAGGUGCUGACCGGUACCAAGCAGAAGGGAAGCAAACUCAGCAUCGACGAUCUCAAGGCGCUGUUCGGGAUGUAACGAGCUGCGCGGAGGGCGUUUACAUUUACGGUAAGCUGGUCUACCGAGAAAACUGGGGUCGUCGGGCCAUCUGUGAUAUCGACUAUCGGCGAGGCGUUUUAUAUUAGUGGUCGAAUUCUUGUGGUUGAGUAACGUGUUCCUUUCUACGCUGAUGUUGUUGUUGUCCAUGGAUGAUUGUUCGCGUUCGGUCGUUUUAUUUGUGAAUCGGUGUCUUUAUGUGUAGGUAAAUAAAACAAAUAGAAGAGAUUUUUGCUGCGCAUUCCAGUUGAAACGGCGAA